CUAGAGUGGUUCCGUCGUUUCGUUGUCGCGGUUGUCGUCCUUCGUGUGUCCGCUUGUGUAUAGUGCCUAGAAUAGCUUGUGUUUGCUGUUCAGUGGAAAACAUGCGUUGUGCGUGGUGCUUGACGAGCAAGGCUCCAUAACCUGUCUGUUAGAGCUGUUUCUUUGAAAGCGGCCGCAGUGUGCCCGUGAAGCUUGCGCCGCCGAGCAAACUGCGCGCUGAGGCUGAAACUAGGAAGAUCACUGAAAGACGAGAUAACAGGAAUCAUCUUACCUGCAGGGCAGAAAUCAAGGCCUGACCAAUGGCUGGUUUGCCUCGGCCUGCGGAUCACCGUAGGAAAUGGGACCGUGACGAGUAUGAAAAGCUCGCCGAGGAGCGACUUCGACUUGAAGAAGAGGAUGAGGAGCCAUUGGCUCCUGUGAAACGAGACACGCUCAAGCCCAGAGACUAUAAGGUUGACCUUGACUCGAAGCUUGGGAAAACCUGUGUCAUAACAAAAACAACGCCUGCUUCCCAAGCUGGUGGGUACUACUGCAAUGUCUGCGACUGUGUCGUUAAGGACUCCAUCAAUUUCCUCGACCACAUAAAUGGCAAAAAACACCAGCGGAACCUGGGCAUGUCCAUGCGUGUCGAGCGCUCAACCCUGGAUCAAGUCAAGCAGAGGUUUGAGGUCAAUAAAAAGAAGCUUGAAGAGAAGAAGAAAGACUACGACUUUGAGCAGCGUAUGCAGGAGCUUCGAGAAGAGGAGGAAAAGCUGCGAGAGUAUCGCCGUGAAAAGCGAAAGGAACGAAAGCGAAAGCACCAGGAGUCUUCAGAGGAUAUUGACCCCGACAUGGCUGCCACCAUGGGCUUCUCAGGAUUUGGUUCAUCAAAGAAGUGAUUGUGCACGCUUACAAAAUAAAAGAAACAAGUUUUACUGCUCA
This is a messenger RNA of Rhipicephalus sanguineus (brown dog tick), 921 nucleotides long. Its product is annotated as zinc finger matrin-type protein 2. The transcript is spliced from 6 exons. The record is from RefSeq and is a predicted model, not a curated record. The coding region runs from base 300 to 878 and encodes 192 amino acids. NCBI's taxonomy places the organism in Eukaryota, Metazoa, Arthropoda, Arachnida, Ixodida, Ixodidae. Gene Ontology annotation, molecular function: nucleic acid binding; zinc ion binding. Gene Ontology annotation, cellular component: U4/U6 x U5 tri-snRNP complex; spliceosomal complex. Gene Ontology annotation, biological process: mRNA splicing, via spliceosome.